Molecule: messenger RNA, 715 nt
Organism: Aaosphaeria arxii CBS 175.79
Lineage: Eukaryota; Fungi; Ascomycota; Dothideomycetes; Pleosporales
Exons: 1
Coding region: 1-495 (164 amino acids)
Source: RefSeq, a predicted model, not a curated record
AUGGGCAGACAGCUUUCAUUUAAUAUUGGGAGCAUCGAGGCUGAAGGCGCCUCGGAUAAGUGCGUUAGCUCAGGCCGGGCAACCGCGCUGGUGGCCCUAUUCGAAGCCAUGACCCGCAUCCUCCUGGGGGCUGAGUCCAAUAAGCGGCCCAUGAUCUAUACUUACACUCGCUCGAGCAGGCCCAUGGAGGGCCAUCAAGGCCUACAGCCUGCCGCUCCAGGCAUAGCGGCUCGCUUUCCAGGCAGCACUCGCCCCCAGAUGGCCCCUGAACUCUGCCUCUAUGCUUGGCAUUGUCUUGCAUCUGUUCAUACACGGAACAAAUAUAUGGAACUCCAGGAGGAACGUCGCUUGAUGGAGAGAGAUUGGGUGCCUGGUAUCAGGGCGCAAUGUCACGUCGAGACAGUGCUCGCACGAAGGAGCCACGCACCGCCUAAACGUCUUGGAUUCGACCUCUCAUCGUACCAUCCCAUGUAUGCCAUAUGGAUGUCUUUCUGAGCCACAGUGCUGCUCGUUUCCAAUGCCAUCAUUGUGGAGGUGAUGAGCAGCAUUAGUGGACUACCUGUACGUAAGUGGCAAUCAAUCGACGUGUCGCAUCAACUGCAUGGUUGAAUGACCACCAAAAGCGAAUGAGCCAAGAUCAGGAUCUAUGGAGGUUAAUUUAAAAAAGGGAAUUCCUUCGAGACACUAGAGUAUGCGGUUAGUAGAGUAGUGACUG